Molecule: messenger RNA, 288 nt
Organism: Apaloderma vittatum (bar-tailed trogon)
Lineage: Eukaryota; Metazoa; Chordata; Aves; Trogoniformes; Trogonidae
Gene: DNAJC19
Product: DnaJ (Hsp40) homolog, subfamily C, member 19
Exons: 4
Coding region: 16-288 (90 amino acids)
Biological process (GO): protein import into mitochondrial matrix
Cellular component (GO): PAM complex, Tim23 associated import motor
Molecular function (GO): ATPase activator activity
Source: RefSeq, a predicted model, not a curated record
UACGCAGUAAAAGCUAUGAAACAAAUGGAGCCACAAGUAAAACGAGCGCUUCAGAAUCUGCCCAAACCUGCCUUCAAUGGUUAUUACAGAGGUGGAUUUGAACCCAAAAUGACUAAACGAGAAGCAGCUUUAAUACUAGGAGUGAGCCCUACAGCUAACAGAAGUAAAAUUAGAGAAGCUCAUAGACGGAUCAUGCUUCUGAAUCAUCCAGAUAAAGGUGGCUCUCCGUAUGUAGCAGCCAAGAUUAAUGAAGCUAAAGAUUUACUGGAAGACCAAGCUAAAAAAUAA